Messenger RNA from Gastrolobium bilobum, 1947 nucleotides. RefSeq lists its product as uncharacterized. The record is from RefSeq and is a predicted model, not a curated record. The transcript has a single exon. Bases 1 to 1947 code for a protein of 648 amino acids. NCBI's taxonomy places the organism in Eukaryota, Viridiplantae, Streptophyta, Magnoliopsida, Fabales, Fabaceae.
AUGGGAUCACAUCACGAGGAGGUGAUACCACCCACAUUGAAAAAGACUUUGCACCUGAAAGCAAAGAAGCCUGAUACUGAAAGUUUGAAGGUUUUGGGUCGAACGUUGAAGAAAACACAACGUCUUACUCUUGCUAGAAAAUAUGGGGAAAUUCUAGAUCUAUUAGAAGUUGAUGUGCAAGUAGAUGCAAUCACUGCGGUUGCUCAGUUUUAUGACACACCUCUGAGAUGUUUCACUUUCCGAGAUUUCCAAUUGGCACCUACUUUGGAAGAAUUUGAGCAAAUUCUUGGCUUAUCAUUAGAAGAUUUUGAGAAGCCAUACCGCUACUUGGGGCACUACCCUUCUAUGCAUGCUAUUGCUGACGUGUUAAAAGUUCCUGAGAAAAGCUUGCAAAAAAAAAGACAAAAUAGAAAUGGGACCGAUGGAUUUUCAAGAAAGUACCUGGAGGAGCACCUUCGUCACUUAGCUGAAAUUGAAGACUGGGAGGCUUUCAUUGAUGUGCUAGCUCUCACCAUUUAUGGUAUCCUCAUGUUCCCAAAUGUUGACGAGUUCGUGGACUUCGCAGCUAUAGAUGUCUUCUUUGCUCGCAAGUUUAGAGGUGAAAAUCCUGUUCCUGCCAUUCUUGCUGAUGUCUACUAUACUCUAAAUUUUUGUUAUGAGAAGAAGGGCAAAAGAAUUUUGUGUUGUUUACCAAUGUUAUUCAUAUGGCUCACUGCCCAUGUCUUCAAAAGAGGAUACGAGAUCUUAUACCCCAUCACUGAGUUUCAAAGAUAUCAGUUAAAGGCUAAAAGUGGUCAUGAAUGGACUCAAAUUUUAGCACGAUUGGAUGAAAAAAGUGUCCGAUGGUAUCCUCGAUGGGUUGAAAGAGAAACUUUGAUCUACCAAUGCGGUGAUUUCCCUAAUGUGCCUCUCAUGGGUACCCGAGGGUGUAUCAAUUACAACCCAUCCUUGUCACAACGACAACUCGGUUAUCCUAUGAGAAGAGCUCCCACGGAAGACAUGAUAGCUCCUUUCAUUCUUUAUGAUAUGAGCUCUGCACGUAAUGAGUUACUUAAAAGAGUUCGAGAUGCCUGGGAUAAGGUCAUUCGAAAAGGAAAGGAGUUGAGGAUUAAGAGUUGUGGAGUCCAAGAUAGCUAUCAGCAGUGGGUUAGGUGUCGAGCACAAGAAGUAAAGCUACCAUUCCAAGUUUUGACAUUCACCACAAAUGUUGAAUCAUCAAUGUCUGCCUCCCACGACAGUGAAGAGAUAAGAGAAAUACAAGAAAAACUGAUGAGGGUCGAAGAAGAGAGGAAGAAGAUAGAAGAAGAGCUUAAGGGAGCUAGACAAAAGUGUGAGGCCUUGGAGCGAGAAAAUAAGAGGAAAAAUCAUACCCUUGAGGAAGCUGAUAAAAGAGCCAAGAUCGAGGAAAAUUAUGUGCUAAAAACUAAGGGGUGCCUUCGUGCAGCAAACAAGGAGUUAAGCCUUCGAAGACAAGAAAGAGAUGAGGCUAUUGCUAAAAGCACUCAACUUGAAGAAUUACUAAGAAAUUCUAAUGCAGAGCACAAAGAAUCAAAGAGGCAAAUGGCAGAGAUGAGGGGGCUAAUGGAGAUGAGAGUUGUAGAAUAUGAAGACAGGCUAAAAAGAGAAAAACAAUGUACAGAGAAAGUGAUUGCGAUGUACCAAGACUCGAUUCGAAGAGAGCAAGAAGAAGUACAAAGGCUAACUGAUUACAUCGGAGGGCAAGAUGAAACCAUCGAUGCAUAUAGGCAUGAAGUGGCGUUCUGGAUGACUCGCUUUUCCAAAUUGGCUGAGCUCGCUAAUGAUGCAAUUGAAGACAUCCCGGAUAAGUUGGGAAUGGCAGAGGCACUGGUGAACCCCCUCACUACUCCUGUGGAGAUUCAAGACUUCAUUGAGUAUUGUAGAAAUUAUAUUAUGAAAAUGAAACAGAUUAUCAUCAGGCGAAUGUAA